Molecule: messenger RNA, 4557 nt
Organism: Fusarium pseudograminearum CS3096
Lineage: Eukaryota; Fungi; Ascomycota; Sordariomycetes; Hypocreales; Nectriaceae
Exons: 2
Coding region: 1-4557 (1518 amino acids)
Biological process (GO): phosphorelay signal transduction system; phosphorylation
Molecular function (GO): phosphorelay sensor kinase activity
Source: RefSeq, a predicted model, not a curated record
AUGCAGCAGCUCUCCAGUUUCAAUUCUCCCUCAUCUCCUUCUGCCUCUUCGAAUCGCUCUGUCGCAGAUUCAGUCAGCCAGGAAGAGGAGGGUCCAACCCAAAAUCGACAACAACACCACUCUUUUGCUACUACCUCUGCUCAGGCUGAUGUACCCACAUUUGCGACUUCAACCAUAGCCACAAGCAGCACUACUAACACUGAGGUCGAUACCAGCGCUUCACUUUUUGCGGCCGCGAACAACGCAGUUGGGAGAGCUUACGACAGAGUUGCAGCAUCUGGCAGGACCGCCCACGACUACCGUCGAACAUCAGAAGUACCAGCAUGGAGGCAGGACCUUAGCAUACCCAACUUGGCCUCCAUCGUGCCCUUAUCUGACUUGGCCAACUCUUUCUCGGCAGCCUCGACCACUGGCGCUAUUCACCAGUCGAGUCUAUCUACAGCGGGUAGUCCGCGAGGUCCUAGCGCCUCGACGCGAGGGCUCCCAUCGAGUCCAAUUCCAUCGAAGCGUCCCUCUGCCCCGGCAAGAGGUGAACCGGUCAUGCACCCAUCGCCCAUUAAGAAAGCCCGCACUGGGGCAUCGCCGCCUCGCAAAGUCGAACUUCCUAACAAAACCACUGGCCUUGAUCCCUCAGCACGUGGAAAGCAACAAGGACCUCUCUCGCCCCUCUUUUUCUCCCACACGCCGGCAAGGCACGUCCAUCGUCCAGCCAGCUUUCCUGCAACCGAGCCUUCUGUCUCUAUGCUUUCGCGCAUGCGAGAAGACCCGGCGGGUGGUGUGACAACGUUGAAGCUGCCCCGUGCAAGUGUCAAUUCUGUGAAUCCUGGUAGAUCAGAGAGCACGCCUGGGAGCUGGGGCUCGUCAAUGGAUGUUCCUACUCACAGUGCAACUCCAGAUAGUCGCAGUCUACCGCCUGGGCUGCAGAUGCUUCAAGGUAUUGGAGUAAUCGAGUUUUUGGAGCAGGAUGAGAGGCCCACAUUCUUAAUAGAUCUGGAUAAUUCCGCCAACACUGGUCGUGCUGGCUUACAUAUCCUAUACUACAAUGCAUCUCUGCGUGGAGCACACGAAGUGCUACAGUACUUAUCCGUGGACCAGGAGGAUACUAGCACAGACACUGAUUUUGGUCGAUUCAAGUCCUGGAUUAUGACACCACUUAAAGGUCGCGCAGUGAACGACGGUUCGUCUACUCAUUUCUACGCUGGUAUCACUUGGACGUUCUCGACACUGCGACGGAGAUUCCGCUUCAUCAGCGCCCAUGCCAGCUUUUCCACUCCUCGACCCAGUUCGUCGCUACCACUUAUCGACGAGACAGCCGAUUCAGAAACACGGAGUGUUGGACAAUCGCCGCGGAUGCCAGUCACCCCUGAUGCUGAGCUCGUCGAUGCGCCUGACUAUUUUGGUGAUGCUGAACCUCUCGAUGCUAAUUUCGAUAGCCGUCAUGGAGACGUUGAUGCAAUUAUGGAGGGAUGUGAACCAAGGCUACAUCCCGAUGCUUUCACCAAUCAAGUCUUCCAGUCGCAACCUGCACCUAGGUCAAUAUUCGAUUGGACCAGAAUACCCAUGUCGGAUUCGCUUCCUCCUCACAUCAAGUUUGCCCGUUCUGUAGAUUGGGCGUCGACUCCCCUAGGACCCAUCGAGGAUUGGCCCGCUGACCUCAGAUCCAUGUCUAAUCUCAUCAUGGGCAGCCCACACCCCGCUGCAAUGUACUGGGGUCCCCAGUUUGUGAUUAUCUACAACGAAGCUUAUUUGGACCUGGCUGGACAAAAGCAUCCCAAGCUGAUGGGAGCUUGUUAUAUGGAUGCUUGGCCUGAGAUUUGGGACGAAAUCAAGCCUGUGUUUAAGAGUGCACUGGAAUCUGGCCAAGCGACCAUGAAGCAUGAAAAUCAACUGUUCAUCAAUCGACAUGGCUUUCUAGAAGAAUCCUUCUUCUCCUGGUCUAUCGUUCCGCUGGUAGACGGCAACGGCGAGAUCAUGGGACUUUACAAUCCGGCCUUCGAAAACACUCGCAGGCGAGUCAACGAGAGGAGAAUGCUCAUGCUUCGCGAGAUUGGCGAAAGAACAGCAGCGGCUACCACUGUUUCCGGGUUCUGGCCCCAGGUGCAGAAGGGACUAGAAUUUAACGAAUUUGAUGUGCCCUUUGCCUUGAUUUAUUCAGCCAAGGAGGACACUGAGAGCGAAGUUUCGUCGUUACACUCCGGCAGUUUGAUUCAUUCACCACAGUUGGUCCUUGAAGGAAGUCUGGGAACCCCCGAAAACCAUCCGGCAGCGCUUUCACACCUCGACAUGCGGCAAUCCGACGACGGUUUCGCACCGUAUAUGCGCCAGUCAAUGGCUGCAGGCGGCGUUCCAAUCGUCCUCUCUGAAGAAAACGGCAACCUCCCUACGCAUCUGAUCGAAGGUCUCCACUGGAGAGGUUUUGGCGAUCCUUCGAAAACACUCGUAGUUUUCCCUGUCAUUCCAACUACUACAGGUGAAUCUGUCAUUGGAUUCAUUGUCAUGGGUGUCAACCCUCGCCGACCGUACGAUGACGACUACAAACUAUUCAUCCACCUUUUGUCUCGUCAGCUAGCCACAUCGAUGGCGUCGGUGGUAUUGUUUGAGGAGGAAAUCAAGCGCGGCCAGAGAGCUGCUCGCCUCGCUGCACUUGACCGUCAAGAGCUUUCGAUGCAACUUUACUUGCGUACACAAGAAGCCGUGGAAAGCGAGUACAGAUUCACCAGAAUGGCUGAGUUUGCUCCGGUGGGUAUGUUCAUUGCCAACUUCGCAGGCAAAAUCAACUACUGCAAUGACAUGUGGUGGCAGAUUUCCAGACACUCCAGAUCCGAAGAUUCGGUCGACACUUGGAUGGACAGCGUUCGAAAUGAAGAUAGAUUGGCGCUGGAAGAGGCAUGGGAUAGGUUGCUCAGGGAAAAGGUCACGAUUUCCGUGGAGUUCCGCUUCAAGUGCAGUCAACAGAGCGAUGGAAAUACGAUCGACACAUGGGUUCUCAUGAGCGCAUAUCCGGAGAAGAACCAGGAAGGAAACUUGAAGCUGAUUUUUGGCUGCAUCACUGACAUCUCAUCUCAAAAGUGGGCCGAGAAGGUACAGAAUGAGCGACGCGAAGAAGCAGUCGAGAUGAAGCGACAACAGGAGAACUUCAUCGAUAUCACGAGUCACGAAAUGCGGAAUCCUUUGUCUGCAAUUCUACAAUGUGCCGAUCAAAUUGCAAACAACAUCACGGUUUUCGAUUCGCACACGAACAAGGCAGAAGUGGAGAACCUGUUGGAUGGGUGUCUCGAUGCUGCCAACACGAUCAAUUUGUGUGCAAGCCACCAGAAGCGUAUUGUUGAUGACAUUCUAACCUUGUCCAAAUUGGACUCGAAUCUGUUGGCUGUCACACCUAUCGACGAACAGCCCGUCAGAGUUGUGCAACGUGCUUUAAAGAUGUUUGAGUCGGAACUGGUUGCUCACGAUAUCGAAUUCGAGUUCAAUGUGGACAAGAGCUUUGACGACUACAGUAUCAAAUGGGUAAAGCUCGAUCCAUCAAGAUUACGACAGGUUCUGAUCAACCUCAUGACGAAUGCUAUCAAGUUCACGCAGGGUCGCGAGAAAAGGGCCAUUUCUGUCACCCUUAGCGCUUCCAAGAAGGUAUCUGAGGCGACCAAAAAGGGCAUCACAUACUUCGAUAAAGUUGACCAACAGCGCGCUUCGGCUACGGAUAUCAACAACGUCGAAGAGUGGGGUCAUGGCGAGGAAAUCAACAUUCACUGCACAGUCGAGGAUACCGGUCCAGGUCUAAUUGAGGACGAAAUGAAGCUUCUAUUCCAACGAUUCCAGCAGGCAACUCCACGAACGCAUGUUCAAUAUGGUGGUUCGGGAUUGGGUCUUUUCAUUUCUCGUAUCUUGACAGAGAUGCAGGGCGGUCAGAUUGGUGUUACAUCCCGACGCGACAUUGGCAGCAGCUUCAGCUUCUACAUCAAGUGUCGACGUUCCCUUGCUCCCCCUCCCGACUUUGAGGAGAUUACACCUUUCAAGAUUCCUCGAAAAUCACAUGCUCCAGGCAUUCCGCAGAAGCCUGCACCCAACCGUAAAGCUUCUAAGGCGGCGGCUGCGGCUGCAGCAGCGAGUCAAGAUACGAAUCAGUUAUUCGAUGUGUUGAUUGUAGAAGACAACAUCGUGAAUCAAAAGGUUCUCCAGCGACAGCUACGGAACUGUGGCAACAACACAUUCGUCGCCAACCAUGGCAAAGAGGCCCUGCAAACCCUUGAGCGAUCAAGGUUUUGGGCAGGAAAGGAAGCCGAGGGCGUUGAUAUCUCUGUCAUUCUGAUGGAUUUGGAAAUGCCUGUCAUGGAUGGAAUGACCUGUGCUCGAAGAAUUCGAGAGUUGGAACGAGAGGGGACGAUUGUACAGCACAUACCCAUUAUUGCAGUAACGGCUUAUGCUCGACCGGAACAGAUUGAGAGUGCAAAGGCCGCGGGAAUUGACGAUGUCAUUUCCAAGCCUUUCCGAAUUCCUGAGCUUUUGCCCAAGAUCGAGGAGCUUGUUGGCAAAUACAAGAAUCUUUCGGUGUCCAACUGA